AUGGGGACAGCCAUCAGCACCCCUGCCUGUGGGUCACCUCUGGGCCGUGCAGUGCGGGGCAGGGCCCACGACAGCCCUAAGAUGGUGCCCCAGGAGAUCCAGCCCGCUGCUGCUCAGAGGAAAACGAAAGGCCGGCCACGCCCACCUCCACGGCCAAGGCUGGGCCCCGCCCUGAGCCACCACACCUCGCACCUGCACGGUCGGCCCUCCACGGCUACGCCAGACGCAGGCCCCUGCGCGGUCCCCCACGGCUACGUCACCACGCAGGCCCCUACGCGGUCUUCCACGGCUACGCCGGACGCAGGCCCCUAUGCAGUCCCCCACGGCUACGUCACCACGAAGGCCCCUACGCGGUCUUCCACGGCUACGUCACCACGCAGGCCCCUACGCGGUCUUCCACGGCUACGUCACCACGCAGGCCCCUCCGCGGUCCCCCACGGCUACGUCACCACGCAGGCCCCUACGCGGUCUUCCACGGCUACGCCGGACGCAGGCCCCUAUGCAGUCCCCCACGGCUACGUCACCACGCAGGCCCCUACGCGGUCUUCCACGGCUACGCCAGACGCAGGCCCCUGCGCGGUCCCCCACGGCUACGUCACCACGCAGGCCCCUACGCGGUCUUCCACGGCUACGCCGGACGCAGGCCCCUAUGCAGUCCCCCACGGCUACGUCACCACGCAGGCCCCUUGGCGGUCUUCCACGGCUACUUCAGACGCAGGCCCCUGCGCGGUCCCCCACGGCUACGUCACCACGCAGGCCCCUGCGCGGUCCCCCACGGCUACGUCACCACGCAGGCCCCUGCGCGGUCCCCCACGGCUACGUCACCACGCAGGCCCCUGCGCGGUCUUCCACAGCCACGUCACUACGCAGGCCCCUGCGCAGUCCCCCACGGCUACGUCACCACGCAGGCCCCUCCGCGGUACCCCACGGCUACGUCACCACGCAGGCCCCUACGCAGUCUUCCACGGCUACGUCAGACGCAGGCCCCUGCGUGGUCCCCCACGGCUACGUCACCACGCAGGCCCCUACGCGGUCUUCCACGGCUACAUCAGACGCAGGCCCCUGCGCGGUCCCCCACGGCUACGUCACCACGCAGGCCCCUGCGCGGUCCCCCACGGCUACGUCACCACGCAGGCCCCUGCGCGGUCCCCCACGGCUACGUCACCACGCAGGCCCCUGCGCGGUCUUCCACAGCCACGUCACUACGCAGGCCCCUGCGCAGUCCCCCCCGGCUACGUCACCACGCAGGCCCCUGCGCGGUACCCCACGGCUACGUCACCACGCAGGCCCCUACGCCGUCUUCCACGGCUACGUCAGACGCAGGCCCCUGCGUGGUCCCCCACGGCUACGUCACCACGCAGGCCCCUGCGCGGUCUUCCACGGCUACGUCACCACGCAGGCCCCUGCGCGGUCUUCCACGGCUACGUCAGACGCAGGCCCCUGCGCGGUCCCCCACGGCUACGUCACCACGCAGGCCCCUACGCGGUCUUCCACGGCUACGUCAGACGCAGGCCCCUGCGCGGUCCCCCACGGCCACGUCACCACGCAGGCCCCUGCGCGGUCUUCCACGGCUACGUCAGACGCAGGCCCCUGCGCGGUCCCCCACGGCCACGUCACCACGCAGGCCCCUGCGCGGUCUUCCACGGCUACGUCAGACGCAGGCCCCUGCGCGGUCCCCCACGGCCACGUCACCACGCAGGCCCCUGCGCGGUCUUCCACGGCCACGUCACCACGCAGGCCCCUGCGCGGUCUUCCACGGCUACGUCAGACGCAGGCCCCUGCGCGGUCCCCCACGGCUACGUCACCACGCAGGCCCCUACGCGGUCUUCCACGGCCACGUCACCACGCAGGCCCCUGCGCGGUCCUCCCCGGCUACGUCACCGCGCAGGCCCUUGA
Molecule: messenger RNA, 1896 nt
Organism: Myotis myotis
Lineage: Eukaryota; Metazoa; Chordata; Mammalia; Chiroptera; Vespertilionidae
Exons: 2
Coding region: 1-1896 (631 amino acids)
Source: RefSeq, a predicted model, not a curated record